AUGUCAUCUCCUACUGCGCCCUGCCUCUUGGCAAACUACUCCAUAGAGCGCCACGAUGUGCAAGUUCAUAAAGUUGAUGAGUAUCUGCAGCAUCUCCAGCUCUCUGAUGAGACGUUAAUGGAUCUAUCAAUGCGUUUUCGCCGUGAAAUGGACAAAGGGCUAUGUCGUGAUACAAACCCCACAGCAGCUGUCAAGAUGCUGCCUACAUUUGUUCGCUCUACACCCGAUGGAACUGAACAAGGAGAGUUUCUGUCGUUAGAUCUCGGGGGUUCAAAUUUCAGAGUGUUGUUAGUCAAAGUGCUGUCGGGUGAGAAUCACCGAGUGGAGAUGGAAAGUGAGAUUUGUGUCAUUCCUGAAGACGUCAUGAGAGGCAGUGGCUCUGAGUUUUUUGACCACAUUGCAGCUUGUCUGGCUCAGUUUUUGGAGAAAAUGGGCAUAAAAGACAAAAAGCUUCCUCUGGGCUUCACCUUUUCGUUUCCCUGUCAGCAAACUAAAAUGGAUGAGGCUGUCCUCAUGUCGUGGACAAAAGGCUUCAAGCCAACUGGGGUGGAGGGGAUGGAGGUCGUCAGUCUGCUGAGGAAGGCCAUCAAAAAGAGAGGAGAUUUUGACAUUGACAUUGUUGCAGUAAUUAACGACACAGUGGGAGCCAUGAUGACCUGUGGCUAUGACGACCAGCACUGUGAGAUUGGACUCAUUGUAGGCACUGGAACAAAUGCUUGUUACAUGGAGCAAAUGCGUCACCUGGAGGUGCUGGACGGAGACGAGGGCCGCAUGUGCGUGAACACGGAAUGGGGAGCGUUUGGAGACGAUGGAGCGCUGGACGAUUUGAGAACAGACAUCGACAGAGAGAUAGACGCUGGCUCUCUCAACCCGGGACAGCAGCUGUUUGAGAAAAUGAUCAGUGGAAUGUACAUGGGGGAGCUGGUGCGCCUCUGCCUGGUGAAAAUGACCAGACAGGGGCUCCUAUUUCAAGGCCGUGCGACUCCACAGCUCCUCACCUCUGGACACUUCAAAACCAGCGAUGUUUACGCCAUCGAGAAUGAGAGUCAGGAGGAAGGUCUGGCAGAGGCAGAGAGGGUCCUUCUGGGUUUUGGUCUGAAUCCUUCUCUUGAAGACUGCAUCGGGACACAGCGGGUCUGUGAAAUUAUCUCCACACGGGCGGCACAUUUAGUCGCUUCUACACUUGCUUCCAUCCUGCGACAAAUUCGAGACAAUAAGGCAGCAGAGAAAUUGAGAACUACGGUCGGAGUAGAUGGAUCUGUGUACAAGAAUCAUCCACAGUUUGCUAGAAGGCUCCAUAAGAUGGUCCGCCGGCUCGUGCCUGACGUGGACAUGCGCUUCCUCCAGUCGCAGGACGGCAGUGGAAAAGGCGCGGCGAUGGUGACUGCUGUGGCGUACAGAUUAGAAGUGCAACAAGCUGAACAGAAACGUAUCUUGGACACACUGCGUUUGAGUCGCGGGCAGCUGUUGGAAGUGAAGGAUCGAAUGAGUGACGCCAUGUCGAAAGGCCUGUCCAGGGACACGCAUCAACAAGCCAGUGUCAAGAUGCUGCCUUCAUUUGUCCGCUCGACACCCAAUGGGACAGAAAAUGGGGAUUUCUUAGCGUUGGAUCUUGGCGGUUCUAGUUUUCGCAUACUGUUGGUCCGAGUACGAGUUGGAACAAAACACAAUGUGGAAAUGAACCAAAAAAUAUACAGCGUGCCACAGGAGAUCAUGCAAAGCACCGGAGAAGAGCUUUUUGACCACAUAGUAUCUUGCAUGGCUGACUUCCUGGAGUACAAGGGGAUGAAAGGGGCGUCUUUGCCGCUUGGAUUUACUUUCUCCUUCCCUUGUGUUCAAAGCAAAUUGGACGAGGGCAUUCUUCUUAACUGGACAAAAGGGUUUAACGCUACUGGAUGUAUAGGUCGAGACGUGGUGACAUUACUGAAAGAAGCAGUUUGCCGAAGACAGGACUUUGAUUUGAGUUUUGUGGCAGUGGUGAAUGACACAGUUGGGACGAUGAUGACCUGCGGAUAUGAGGAUCCUCAGUGUGAACUGGGACUUAUUGUGGGCACUGGAACAAAUGCCUGUUACAUGGAGGAAAUGAAGAACAUUGAGUGCAUUGAGGGAGAUGAGGGCCUUAUGUGCGUGAACAUGGAGUGGGGGGGCUUUGGGGAUAAUGGUGAACUCGACGACUUUUCCACAGACUUUGACCGUAUUGUGGAUGAAGCCUCCACCACACCUGGAAAACAGAGGUACGAGAAGAUGAUCAGCGGCAUGUACCUGGGGGAGAUUGUGAGGAAUGUCUUGAUAGAGUUCACCAAAAAAGGGCUGUUGUACCGCGGAAAAGUCUUAGAACGACUCCAGACUCGCGGCAUCUUUGAGACCAAGUUUCUGUCGCAGAUCGAAAGCGACCGCUUGGCCAUGAGACAGGUGCGCACCAUCUUGCAGCACGUGGGUCUGACCGCCUCCACGUGUGAUGACAGCGUUUUGGUCAAAGAGGUCUGUACAGUUGUGGCACGGAGGGCUGCUCAGCUCUGCGGGGCCGGACUUGCCGCCGUUGUGGAGAAAAUCAGAGAAAAUCGAAACCUUAACCAGCUUUCUGUCAGCGUGGGAGUGGAUGGCACGCUGUACAAGACACAUCCGCAGUAA
This is a messenger RNA of Knipowitschia caucasica, 2631 nucleotides long. Lineage: Eukaryota; Metazoa; Chordata; Actinopteri; Gobiiformes; Gobiidae. The record is from the annotation of a GenBank genome assembly.